Messenger RNA from Cylicostephanus goldi, 290 nucleotides. The record is from the annotation of a GenBank genome assembly. NCBI's taxonomy places the organism in Eukaryota, Metazoa, Nematoda, Chromadorea, Rhabditida, Strongylidae.
AUGGUUUUAGAAGACGAAGAUCUAUCGGAUCUUGCUAAAGUAUGGCGCGAUAAUGGUGAGCGUGACUUCACGUCAUUUUGGGCUUCAGCAGGGAUUCCCAAUGACUUGCUUGAAAACUUUGCUCCUCAAGCAGUAAGAAAAGUAGUUGAUCCCGAUAGUGAUAUGCUCACAGGUUUGGUGAAGGAGUUUGAUGUGAAGGAUCCUGUGUCUUGGAGAAUCAAUCAGGUAACAGCAAUAGUGCCUUCAUUCUACCUUCUGAUGUUGUUUUUAUAUAGGUUUCAACGAUAGUG